This is a messenger RNA of Plectropomus leopardus (leopard coralgrouper), 914 nucleotides long. The record is from RefSeq and is a predicted model, not a curated record. Lineage: Eukaryota; Metazoa; Chordata; Actinopteri; Perciformes; Serranidae.
GAUAAUAAUUCAGUUUCCGUUGUGUUUUUCCUGCAGACCUGGACGAACUGGCUGUCUAUCUCCUUCAGUGUAGCUUUGUUCUUCACAGUGGCUCUGUGUUACAACGCGUCCUGUCCCACCUGCUACUCCCCCUCUAACCCCUACUGGACCAUGCAGAGGCUGCUGCAGGACCCCCUCUUCUACCUGCUCUGCGUCAUCACGCCUGUAGCGGCGCUGCUGCCCCGAUAUUUCUACAGGGCGUGUCAAGGCACGCUGUUUCCCAGCCCGGUCCAAGUUGGAAGACAGUUGGAUAAACUCCCCUCCGAAACCCGCAGGAACAUUCUGAGCCUCCGCAGGGUCAAGGUGGGGUCGCCGCUCAGCCCCACGCCUCCCUUCCUGUCGCUCUCCAAGCCCUCCCCGAAAGGUUGCAAUAAAAAAGACCAGAGGAGCUUCCCCGGCUCCGAGACGUCACAGGGGCCUAUUUUACAAACAGAACAGGGCCAGCGAAGCCCACAGGGGCCCACAGACAGUGAGAGGGGCCUCUCAGAUCACUACACAUCAGCUCCUACAGAAAAAGACACUCUUCCUUUUACCACAGACGCUCCGAAGCUGUCGGGGGAGCCGCAGCCUCCUUCAACCAAAGACUCCGAGUGUCUCGAUAAGACUUUAGAGGCGGCGGACUUGAGUCUGUCCAGCUGGAUCACAUCCACGCCUCUGCUCCCACACACAGACAGCGUCCAGCUAAACCUGCCCCCCGACGGAGACUCGCAGUGCGUCAGAUACACGAGGAACUCCGAGGAGAGACUCCAGUCUGACCACAGCGUCCAUCCGAGGACAGAGCGGGCCUCAGAACAGUCACUGCACACCGCCUUGUGAUGUCUCGCAGUCUUAAAUACUCAAACUCCAAUUUGCACGAUAGUUUUUUAAAAAAUCUA